Drosophila teissieri is the source of this 3870-nucleotide messenger RNA. RefSeq names its product poly(U)-binding-splicing factor half pint (gene hfp). Lineage: Eukaryota; Metazoa; Arthropoda; Insecta; Diptera; Drosophilidae. The transcript is spliced from 4 exons. The coding region runs from base 1836 to 3473 and encodes 545 amino acids. The record is from RefSeq and is a predicted model, not a curated record. Gene Ontology annotation, biological process: alternative mRNA splicing, via spliceosome; regulation of alternative mRNA splicing, via spliceosome; mRNA splice site recognition. Gene Ontology annotation, cellular component: catalytic step 2 spliceosome; precatalytic spliceosome. Gene Ontology annotation, molecular function: RNA binding.
GAGAGUCAGUCUAUCGCCAAAUGUCGUAAUGGGCGCGAUCCCCAGUCGAUAGAGCAAAUGCAGGCAUAUGUAUAUGCUAAAUAACGAAAGCGAAAAGCGCAAUGAAAUGCGUGUUGUUCAUAAAACUAGGGCAUCAGUGAGUCCAAGUCCCGGUACCGCUCCCGGUCCCGAAAACGAACCGAUACGAUAUGAGAAUCGACGAAUCGCCAGAACUAAUCCAAAAUGCAUAUAUGUAUAACUAUUAUCUCUCUCUUUCUCUUUCUUCUAUAUUUCUCUUUUUUAGUUCUCGUAAGCGUUUUUCUCCUUUUAAGUUUGUUCCGCCUAAGACUAAGUUUAAUCGAGAUCGAAAUCGAGGUAUUCGGGUAUUCGAGAUCGAGAGAGAGAUGACCAAUUAGAUAACUCUACUACUACUACUACUCCACUACCAAUCUACUACUACUACUUCUACUACCAAUCAGCCACAAAAAACAGCCACAGCCCAACCAGAACAUCGACAUUAAUCCGCUUCUAACCACCAACCACCUCGCCACCACGUCGUCGUGUGCCGCCAGCCGGGGACCGAUCCCAGGAUCCGAUAACGAUCCCGAUCCUGUUCCUGAUCCUGAACCAUGUUUGAGAUUCUGAGUCUGGCUCCGGUCCUGUCCUGGUUGCAUUUACACUAAGUACCAAUGGUUUUGUGUUUUGUCCUAGCUAGUUCAGAUCAAUUCAGAUCAGAUCCAACGUCCGUCCAGUCUCGCGUCCGUGUCCUUCAGCAAACGGGGUACUAAACACUCACUCAAUCCGUUGCCAAUCGAUUAUCCCGAUCAGCCCGACCACCAUCCGCAUGUAGCAAUCAUUAACUGACGGCCCACGGGUCGGCCACGCUCCUCCCGAGCUUUGUUUUCAUAUAAGCGAAACAUUAACCGAGGGUAGAGGACAGCUUUAUGUAGGUAGGGCGGUGGAGAAGCUAACCAACUUAAACAUAUUGUUGCUCUUAUUAUCGUUUCAGCGUCUUGUUUUCUUUUUUUUAUUUUUCUCUUUUUAUCACUGAGCAAUGUAAAAUGUGUGUGACCCUUCUUCAAGUCAGUUACCGCGCCCCAACUCAUGGAAAUCGAUUACGAAUACGAAACCGCACCUAAGCCUUGACAAAUAAAUGACAAAAACUCAAGCCCCUCUGCAUAAUCGCUAGACUCAUAGACUCUCAUCCAACGCAAAUCAAACGAAAGAAAGAAAGAAAGCGAAAGCAUUAACCUUAAGUAUCCAAUAUUGAUUGAAAUGAUCGUGACCAAAAUAGCGACACUGCCCAUCGAUAGAUACGCGCUCCAUUACAAAGUGCGAAUGAUCCGAUUCGCUUGUGGAGCCACCACUAUAUGAUUAACAAUUUGUUUUCUUAUUUUUUCUUUUUUGUCUUCAUCUUUCUUGCAGGCAGCAGGCAGUUUUUGUCUUUAUUUAAGCGGUUUCAAACGCAAUCUCUUGACCAAUUUGUCUGACCCACUUUUGCCUUCGGAAAAGACAAUGAAAAACGAAAGAAAGAAAAUCAAUCGAACAAGUCAAAUCAAAUGAAAAGUCAAAUCGAAUCGAAUCCAAUCGAAUCCCAAACAAAUUGCAUAGCUGAUGAUCAACUGAACCGAAACCCCUCCCAGUAUAAGAUGCACUAAUCCCUCUUCCCAAUUCUAGGCAAGUCCACGGAUUCGAAAAUUCCCUACCUUUCGCAGCCCCUGUACGACCUCAAGCAGACGGGCGAUGUCAAGUUCGGUCCGGGCACCCGAUCGGCGCUGCUCGGCCUCCUGGGCGGCGCCCUGCCCAAGCUCUCCUCGGAGCAGCACGACCUGGUCAGCAAGGCCAAGAAGUACGCCAUGGAGCAGAGCAUCAAGAUGGUGCUCAUGAAGCAGACGCUGGCCCACCAGCAGCAGCAAUUGGCCACUCAGCGCACGCAGGUGCAGCGACAACAGGCACUGGCCCUCAUGUGCAGAGUCUACGUGGGCAGCAUUUCGUUUGAGCUCAAAGAGGACACAAUUCGCGUGGCCUUCACGCCCUUUGGCCCCAUCAAAUCAAUCAACAUGUCCUGGGAUCCCAUCACGCAAAAGCACAAAGGCUUCGCGUUUGUGGAGUACGAGAUACCCGAGGGCGCACAGCUGGCGCUGGAACAGAUGAACGGAGCCCUCAUGGGCGGCAGGAACAUCAAGGUAGGCCGACCCAGUAACAUGCCACAGGCCCAGCAGGUGAUCGACGAAGUGCAGGAGGAGGCCAAGAGCUUCAACCGCAUCUACGUGGCCUCCAUCCAUCCCGAUCUGUCCGAGGAGGACAUCAAGAGCGUCUUCGAGGCCUUCGGCCCCAUCCUCUACUGCAAGCUGGCUCAGGGCACCUCCCUGCACACGCACAAGGGCUACGGCUUCAUCGAGUACGCCAACAAACAGGCCAUGGACGAGGCAAUCGCCAGCAUGAAUCUCUUCGAUUUGGGAGGGCAGCUUCUGAGAGUGGGUCGAUCCAUUACGCCGCCGAAUGCCCUGGCCUGUCCCACAACGAACUCCACGAUGCCCACGGCUGCGGCUGUGGCUGCAGCGGCAGCAACGGCAAAGAUCCAGGCCUUGGAUGCGGUGGCCAGCAAUGCGGUUCUCGGUUUGUCGCAGAACACACCUGUUAUGGCCGCUGGAGCCGUGGUCACCAAGGUGGGGGCAAUGCCAGUGGUUUCGGCAGCGACGUCGGCGGCUGCUCUGCAUCCUGCUUUGGCUCAGGCCGCUCCUGCUCUUCUUCCGCCCGGAAUAUUCCAGGCACCGAGUCCGGUGGCUCCCAGUUUGCUUGGAGUUCCUGCUGGCCUGCAACCUCUACAGGCGGUGGUGCCUACUCUUCCGCCGCCCGCCCUUCUGGCCACACCCACCCUGCCCAUGACCGUCGGCGGUGUUGGUGUGGGCAUAGUGCCCUCUGUCGCCACGCUGACAGGAGCGGAGGCCAGCAAUGGAGCAGCAGCUGCUGCCGCACUCUCAGCCGCUGCGAAUAAUGCCGCUGUCACGGCGGCAAACCUCUCGGAGAACAUCAAGAAGGCGCACGAGAAGCAGCAGGAGGAGCUGCAGAAGAAACUCAUGGACGAGGGCGACGUGCAGACUCUGCAGCAGCAGGAGAACAUGUCCAUCAAGGGCCAGAGCGCACGGCAGUUGGUGAUGCAGCGACUAAUGCGACCGGUGGAUUCACGUGUAAUCAUCCUGCGAAAUAUGGUUGGUCCCGAGGACGUGGACGAGACGCUGCAGGAGGAGAUCCAGGAAGAGUGCAGUAAAUUCGGCACCGUCAGCCGGGUGAUCAUCUUCAACGAGAAGCAGACGGAGAACGAGGACGACGACGAGGCGGAGAUCAUUGUGAAGAUAUUUGUGGAGUUCUCAGCAGGAGCGGAGGCCGUGCGAGGCAAGGAAGCACUCGACGGCAGGUUCUUCGGCGGCCGGAGAGUGGUGGCCGAGCUUUACGACCAGGGCAUCUUCGAUCAGGGAGAUCUGUCCGGUUAGAGGGGAGCUGUGGAUGUGGAUGUUCAUGUGGCUCCCGCCGACAUUUGUUCUGUCAUUUUUUUACGUAGCACCUAAAACGCAAAAGAUGCAAGUUUAUUAUUUAUUACGCCAGUCCGCAAACAAGCGACCAUUGUUAUGCGGCACGGCAGCCAGAUUAUACAAUACGAUUAUGAUGAUUCUGCAACGCAGUGAUUUAGUCUUAAAGAAAAGAAGUAUCCCCGUAGCGAGGGAAGCGAUUCUCGGUCUUUUCGCAUUAUUGCUUCCCCUCGGAACCAGAGAAUCCCAACCACAAUUCAGAUCCCAAUUAAGCACAUCGCGGCCGACUAACAACGUGUACAUUUACAUUUGAUUAAUUUCAGCGCUUAACUUACGAAAUAAACUAUAGUUUCCCAUUCAA